GUUAUGAGACCAGCUAGUAGCUAACAUUAGCUAGCAAACGUCUUAGCUCGCUAGCAACUCUGAACUGAUGCUCAGACAGUGUGGCUGCUGUUUCAUGGAGAUAGUAAUCCAGAACAAAGCUAGCCAGUUGCUAACUACUUAACAGUGCCGAUGUCUGACCACUUUAAAAUAGUUGGUUAAGCAGGCUAUGAAGUUAAUUCCACGUGACUUUCACCUAUUUGUUUAAAAACGUACAUAUUUUGUGCUGCAUAAUUUUAGGGUGCGACAGAGCUUGCACGUUUUGUCAGCUCUGCGCAGCCCUUCUUUUGGUUAGCUUGCUCGCUAGCUAUCUAGGCUACACCGUGGGGCUACAUACGCUAGCUUGUUAAACUCAUGUUUUGCGACUCGUGAGAACUGGAGCACUUGCUUGUUUUAUAGCAAGAUAGGUGUACGAAUACGGCAUUCCCCUCCACCACAAAAGUGUUACCACUUCAGUAUAGAUUAGCGUCAACCUGUUUGUUAGCCAGUUGCACCCACGCGCAUUCUAGUCUGCAACUUUCAUGAGCUCGGGAAGGUUUCUUUUCAGCAUUUAUGGCUCGGGGUAGCUAGCUAGCCACCAAGCGAGGCUGGGUUUAAGCGUGUGCUCUCCUUCGGCUUUAGUAUGAUGCCAGUCCGAGGAUCUGAUGUUGCCAGUGAGGCCUGAUGAAAGCAAAUGUUUACUGAAGUCAGCAACAUAAAGAUGAGGGUGCCCACAUUCUGCUGCAGAGGAGCGAGCACCACGAUGAGGAGACAGUAGGCACCCGCUGGAGUAUGGCCGCGUCCCGUUCCUCGCGCGUCACAAGGUCAUCGUCAGUGGGGAUCAAUGGAUUGGAUGAGAACUUUUGCGGUCGAACCCUCAGGAACCGCAGCAUCGCCCAGCCGGAGGAGUGUUCGUCGUCUCCCCUGGCCCGGGCCCGCUCGCCCAAGAAGAAGCAGGACUCCCAGCAGGCCUCGUCGCAGCCGGCCGCUCAGCAGGGGAAGGUAGCCGACUCCAAGGCCUCGUCCGCCGAGGGGGAGCCGUGGGCGAGCCCCAGGAAACGAGGCCUCUCCUGCUCGGAGAGAGACCCCGGCGCGGAGAAGGCGGAGAACUGCGAGCGGGGGAAGGCCGGGGCGCGGGAUGCGUCUCCGCCCCUCAAGCGAGCCAAGCGGUGCUCGCGCUCCGGGGACUCGCAGGGCCACGACCACGACACCCAGCCCCCCGAACCCGAGAGCCCCGCCUCUGCCCCCGCAGCUCUCAAGGAGAACAACAAAGAGGACUUGCCCAGCCAAAACUUUGCCACUGCAGCCUCCUUCUCGCCCGACCUCGGCAAAGAGGAAGAGGGGAAGGACGACGGCUGUGUCGAGUGUGACGGACCCGCACGCCCCCAGAACACCCACAAGGCCUCCAACGGUCUGGGCGAGAACGGCGACAAGGAUGCCCAGCAGGACACGCCCUCUGAAGAGCCCCGCUUGAAUCCCUCUCCAUCUGUCACCAGCCCGACACUUCUCAACGGUAGCCAGGCGGGGGCGCCCUCGUCCCCUGAGCCCAUCGUGCCUUGUAGAAACUCUGUCCCCGAGCAGGCGGAGGUCAGCUGCUCAGAGGAAGCCCCCACCGUGCCACUGGCCCCCUCCCAGGACCCCGCCCCUGAGCUGCUGCUGGUCAGGGAGCCGGAGGUGGAGGUGGAGGAGGUGGAGGUGGACGUCGUGGGGGACUCCCUCUGCGUGGCCCACGAGGAGCAGGUGACGGAGGAGGAGAGCGGCGGCACCAACGGUCGGCCGCUCUCGCCCGUGCAGGACCCUGCUCCCUCCGCCGCCGCCAACGACAGCCCAAUCACCAAUAACAACAACUCAGGAGAAACGACCCCCCCGCUUGCCCCCCCCGCUUGCCCCUUGGAGCCGGGGUGCACCCCCUCGGUGUCCUGCACGCCCCCCUCCUUCACGGAGUCCCACGAACACAGAUACACCCUGAGAACUUCGCCCAGGAGGGCAACCUGCGGGGGGCCUCGGCCCCCCUCCCCACCCAGGGACAACGGGCCCCUGCUGGAGGAGUGGGGAGCGGGGGUGCAGGAGAGCAUGGAGGUGGAGACCAGCGAGAGGCUGGAGGAGCCGGCCUCUGUGGACCAGGGGGAGAGGGCAGGCGGGGAGGGCUUUGCCCAGGUGGAGGGUAGAGGGGCCGGGGUCAGCAAGGAGCCAGCGUGCAGCCAGGUUGCGGAGGAGGAGGACGAGGAGGAGGAACCAGACGUGUAUUACUUUGAGUCAGACCACUUGGCCCUCAAACACAACAAAGAUUACCAGAGGCUGCUGCAGACCAUCGGGGUGUUGGAGGCCCAGCGCGCCCAGGCCAUCCUGGACCUGGAAGAGCUGGCCCGCCACCAGAGGGAGGCACUCUCAGAGCCCGUCAGCUUUGUAGAGCAGCUGCAGAAACAGGUGGAGUUGGGCUUGCCCUGCCCCCAGCGGGUGGUCCAGCUGCCGGACAUCACGUGGGACCAGUACACCUCAGGUCUAGGAGACUUCGAAAGGGAGUUCUGCGACAAGAAGCGCAAAACCAGGCGAUUGAAGCUCAUAUUCGACAAGGUGGGAUUGCCAGUUCGACCAAGAAGUCCUUUGGAGCCCAAGAAGGAAGGUGAAUCGUCCACCAUGUACUCUGCCCUGCCCUCCAGUGAUGCUCCAGAAAAUGGCACAGAAACACAGAUGAUCAGAGGCAGGUUGUGUCACCAGAGCAAGCCUGACACCUUCAACCAGCUGUGGACCGUGGAAGAACAGAAAAAACUAGAGCAGCUCCUCCUGAAAUUCCCUCCUGAGGAGGUUGAGUCUAAACGCUGGCAGAAGAUUGCUGAUGAUCUGGGUAACCGGACAGCCAAACAGGUUGCCAGUAGGGUGCAGAAGUAUUUCAUCAAACUGACAAAAGCAGGAAUCCCUGUGCCUGGAAGGACUCCCAACAUGUGCAUGUACAGCAAGAAGGCGUCCAGCAAGAGGCAGCACCACCUCAACAAGCACCUGUACAGGCAGUCGACCUUCCUCACCUCGUACGAGCCUCCGGUCUACAUGGACGAGGAGGACGAGCACACCAGGUUCUUCAACAGCCUGCAGGACCACUCCGCUGACGACUCGGACGAGGAGACCAUCCCCCUGGAGUACCGCCACUUGCCGGAGUACAAGGAGCUGCUGGAGCUGAAGAGGCAGAAGAAGCAGAAGCUGCAGGAGCUGCAGGACGACAGCGCCCUGGCGCUGCACCAAGGCUACAAGUGUGACAUGUGUGGCAUGGAGCCUAUCCAGGGGGUGAGGUGGCACUGUCAGGACUGUCCCUCAGACAACGCUGUCGACUUCUGCGCCAACUGCUCAGACUGCUUGUUUAAGACUGAGACUCAUAAACCCAGCCACCACCUGGAGCCUGUGUACACCGAGACCUUCCUGGACCGGGACUACUGCCUGCCUCAGAGCACGGGCUACAACUACCUGGACCCCAACUACUUCCCCGCCAACAGAUGACAGGCGCCAAGGCUUAUCUCCCACAGCAUCCCACAGGCCUCUCUGUGCAUGGCUUCAUCCUCCAAGUUCAAGAUACUGCUUAACCCGUCGCCAGCCAGCCAGGCAGACAAGACAGACAGACAGGCAGGCAGCCCGGUGUCCACACCCUCCCUCCCCCACAGCUGUGGACAGUGGUGGCGGGGUGGGGGGAGGGGGCCCGUGGAGGCUGGCCAUCCUCACUCGCCACAGAGGGGGGCCAGGAGGGCUCUCAGAGAACGGGGCCAGGUUACCUACCACCAACGGAACAAGUCUCUGAAACAAACACACACACUAUUUAAAAAAAACAAUAAUAAAAAAAUAAAAAAAGGAACUACAAGAAGAAGAAGCAAAAAAAAGAAACAACUGUUGGCACACCGACAUUCCCAGUGACUCAGAGAAUGGACCUCCAACCCCCCCCCCCCCCACCUCCUCCUCCUUGCUCUGGCCCACAGCACGUAACUGGAGAAGCAGGCAGAGAUCCACUCAGUGUAAUGGUGUGUACGUGUGAUCACUCCCAGUGUAGCAGACCCGCUCAUCAGCCAAGGAUCACACAGAGGGGCAGUGGGACCUCUGUUCUCUGAGAGGAAAACUAAUUGUCCUUAGGUAAUCUAUCUGUAGUUGAGUAUUUAUGAAUCAAGCUUCCUCAGUUCGGACAGGCCUGGAGUAAAGACCCUGGGGGGGUUUUGAGGGACUUGAUGCCGGGAUAAUACAUUUUGGGGGAUUGGUACCGGGUUUUUAACCAAUCACAGGAGCUUUGCUGAUCCAUACGUUUCUAAAGACGCACCUGUUAACAGACCCUGCGCCAACCACGCUGAGGGACUACCACUGUCACUCAUCGCUUCUCUCUCUCUCUCCUCAUGUCUCAACCCCCCUCUCCCUCCACGGUUGUUUCUUUGUCUUUAAAUGUGUCACACGCCCCCCACCCCAGUAAUCUCAACCUGGUCCGUUUCCAGUUAAAUAGCACUACAGCAUGGACAACACGAGCUGAAGGAAGACUUGUGGGAUGCAUAUAGACGUACGAAAAUAAAAGGAUGUAGAAAUGAUUGUUUUCCUUGUUUUUUUUUUUUUUACUUUUUCCAAUGUGUGCUGUCGUUAAUCAUGUGGAGUAUUCAAAUGGUGAUAAGUACCCAGUGGUAGUUGCUGUGUGCCAUUUAUUUUGUCUGGAGAAUCCCACCUCUGCAACCUGUACUGUCCUCCAUGACACAACCCAAUCACAACACCUCUAGACCCUCUUUCAGUUUG
Osmerus eperlanus (European smelt) is the source of this 4746-nucleotide messenger RNA. RefSeq names its product zinc finger, ZZ-type containing 3 (gene zzz3). Bases 790 to 3486 code for a protein of 898 amino acids. Gene Ontology annotation, molecular function: zinc ion binding. The transcript is spliced from 12 exons. The record is from RefSeq and is a predicted model, not a curated record. Lineage: Eukaryota; Metazoa; Chordata; Actinopteri; Osmeriformes; Osmeridae.